Porites evermanni is the source of this 2036-nucleotide messenger RNA. NCBI's taxonomy places the organism in Eukaryota, Metazoa, Cnidaria, Anthozoa, Scleractinia, Poritidae. The record is from the annotation of a GenBank genome assembly.
AUGAGUGAAAGAGCUAUAUCAACAGCCGUAUCCGACUUUGUCUUGGCUGGAUGCACUUACUAUGCAGCAAUUAAUGUGUACGAAAAAUCGUUCUACGCUGCGUGGGGUUUAAUUUGUGUCGCUGUUGCUGCAUCUCUUGGAGUGUUAAACUUUGGAAAGAUGCUCCCAAGACGUGUGCACAGUGACGUGAUUCGACUGCAUGCGUUAUUCACAUGGCUGGCGUCAUCAGUAGGUAAGAUACAAUGAGAAAAUGGUUUUCCCAUAAUAUAGAUGCUAGGGGCUGUUGUACACUCGCGUUGAGUAUAAACCCCGGCUGCUGAGCAACAUUAAGAAUGUUCAUGCAGUCCCCUUUUUUUGGGCAAGAUCGUCAAGAUCGAGCACCUUCCGGUACGGGCGACCAUCUUGGUUUCAUAUGUACCGAGGGGGCGGGCAUCGGGAUUGGGAGGGAGACGAGAAAAUCAUUUUAUAACCACUCCCCCCCCCCCCCCCCCCCCCCCCCCCCCCCCCCCCCUUUUUAAAACCCCCCCCCCCCCCCCCCCCCCCCCCCCGCAACCCACACACACAGACACUCACAUCCUGCUAAGGGUGGCAAGUUUUCGAAAUUGAGGGGUCGAAAUUUUCUUCUAAGAAGCCAAUAAAAUUUGGAUCCUUCAGACAUUUCUUUAAACAGUGCCGACAAAAAGGUGACCCUUUCAAUUAAUUUUCAUUUUUCAAAGGGCGCCAACCAUCUUUAGGGCAGUGCGAAUAAAAAAGGGAACUAUCAAGGCCAAGAAGGAGGGAAGAUGACAAUGAUGGUCAAUUGGCAGCAAGGGGGCAUUGAUGUGAAAUUUCAGCAUUCAGUAUUACAGUUUGUGUGUAUUUGGCAGAGAGGGGUCCUUUUUUCAGGGGCAUGGAACCGUAGAACCAUAGGUUUUAUUAAUUAUGUCAAAAGGGCUAAUUAACCAUUGCAUGCCAAGGAUCCUAGCGUUUUAGUGGAAAUGAGGUGGGCAAUGACUAAGUUGUGAUGGAAAUCUCAGUGCCAUUAAAUGCAUGAGAGCUUAAUUUGCAAGUUUUAAAGUCAGGUUUCCACCCCAAACAAGGUCACCUCCAACCUGACUUUCAUUCAAAAACCAGGAUAUUCAGUUCACAACUGUUAAAUAGCAUAUCAAUAGCAGGUGUGAAGGUGCCUUUUGCAUAUUUUUAGACUUAUUUCGCAGUAAACUUCAAGGGCAUCACCCCUCUCCUUCUAAGCAUACCUGGGCAGGAUAAGAGUUAUUGCAGUCACCUUACUGGGUGGCCUGCUCCUUAAACAAACCACUGCUUUCACUCCACAUGCACUUGAUGCAUGUUCAGCUCAGUUUUUAUGUGGGAAUUGGCAUUUGAUUAUUCAAAGUCUGGAGUGCAGACAAUAAGAUUUCUCCCAGGGUGUAGGCCAAAAACCUGAAAAUUUACUAAGGAUUAUACGUAUUACAGGACACAUACCUUAGUCCCGAUUUCUAUACAUAUCUGGUAAUUUUGAGAGCGUUUGAAUGGCUGUAUCUCAAUUUCAACAUAGGCUGCCCAGAAAAGGACCAAACUUGAGGAUUUUGUUAAGUUUGAUGUGCUUUUUCUCGGUAUAUGGGUCUUUUGCUGAUAACCCCAUAAUAUACAGCCUUGUACCCAGCGCCCCUUGGUUUGAAAAUAAGGCAAUGCAGGAGCAUAACCUACAGUGUAUCUUUGCAGGAAUUCCCUUUAUUGCUGCAGGAUUUUGCUUCUACCAUCACAAGCCUGCAAAUGCCACCUUCCAUUUUGUGAGUUCAGUUGGUGCAUGCUUACUCUCAUUAGUCCAUACUCCAUUAAAAGAGAAGUUAAGCAUAGUAGUGAGCAGCCUGGCAGUGAUAGGAAUAUUACUGGUAACAUUUAUUAACUCAAACUUUUCUGCUUGUGUCGGUGCCUUGGCUUAUGGACUUGCAAGUGCAGUUAAGUCAACUAAUUUUCUUGGUUUACCAGGUGUUGACUGGUUUCAUUAUGUUUUAGCUGUGGCAAAUCUUCUUCUUAUGUUUGGUUUGAUCAAGUAG